UCCUUAACACUCAAACAACAGAAGAAGAAGUUCUUCCGUGUGAAAAUGGAUCCUCUACAUGUGCUUGUUUAUUUUCGCCAAAAACUGUUGUUUUCGAAUUAUUUCAUAUCUCGUUGGUUGGAAAUAGCGUAGCAUAAAUUUAGCUGCUUAUUUUGCUGAGCGUCAGCGUCGUGUCAUUUUUUUGAGGGUGUCACUAAAACGUCACCUACGAAAAAGUCCUUGUUUUUUAUUGUCUAUAAAGCAUGGAGAUAGCAGAUCGGGAUUUUCUCAACACUCCCCCUUUAAAAACAGUCAGGUUUGGCGGUAGCGUUGUGGAAACGUUAUCGAAGUAUAAGCGGGGAGAGUUCAACGACUAUGAACUGCUGAAGCAUCAACUGGCUGAUCCUGAGAUAAAGGAUGCUCAGAUCAUCACGUGGCUCCAAGAAUUCAGGAAUUGUGUAUCUCAGCUCACAAAAGACCAUGAACAACUCAUCUAUACGAUAUUGAGGCUUCCCUGGGUGGGUCGGAGCCAGGCUGUUGUGGAGGAGUACAUGGCCUUCCUCAGUAACCUGGUGUCUGCACAGACCGUCUACCUGUGUGCGUGUCUCAAAAUGGUGGUGUCCCACUUCACGCCUAAGCGAGUGACCAUCAGUGAAGGAGGAGUGGAUAUCUCUGAUUCAGAUGAUGAAGAUGAGAAUCUCCCCAGAAAUUUCAACCAGUGUCACCAGGCCUUGCAGCUCAUCACUAGAUAUGUCCCAUCCACGAGUCACUUUCUGCUGCCCAUCCUACAAGGCCACUUUCCUUUUGUACAGAAGUCCUCCAGGACACUGGAGUGUUACGUCCACAACCUCCUGAGAGUGACGGUGUACAUACCCGCCAUUCGACGAGACGUAUUGGAGGUCAUCGUUGGACAGAUGCUUAAACUGGAUGUGGGUGCAUCACGCUCGGAUAUUGAAGAGGCUGAAGAGAAUGCACAACAAAGGCACAAGGCAGACACAUUUGCUGAGGAGGCCCUCUUUGAAAUGGAUGAGGACCUGCCAACAGGUCAGCCUCCUGGUUUGGGGGUGAUGGCUCACCCAGUGGCUGAGAGGCUGGACGCCCUCAUGACGGUGCUGUUGGCCUACAUCAAAGAUGUCUGCUACAUAAAUGGUAGUCUCCAUAUAGACAGGACCAAGGAGAUGUACAGAGACUUCUUGAAUGUGUUUGACAAGCUCAUUCUCCCCACGCAUGCCUCCAGUCAUGUCCAGUACACACUCUUUUAUCUCUGCAGCUUCAAACUGGCCCUGGCUGAGGCCUUUUUGGAGCACCUGUGGAAAAUCCUGCAGAAUCCAACGCAGCCUGCUGUCCUGCGGCAGGCCGCUGCCGGCUACAUGGGGAGCUUCCUGGCCCGAGCCAAGUUCAUCCCAGUGCUCACAGUGCGGGCGUGUCUGGACCUGCUGAUCUCCUGGAUCCAUCGCUACAUCGACGGACAGGACGGCAGUGGUCGUCAGGCUUGUUGCGAUGUCAACCUUCACGGAGCGUUCUACACCGCCUGCCAGGCUGUCUUUUACACACUCAUUUUCAGACAUGGAGCCUUGCUUGCAGGAAACACGAAGAAAGGCUUGGAGUAUCUCCAGGGUUUCAACCUGGAGAGGGUGGUGAUGUGUCAGCUAAACCCACUCAAAGUGUGCCUCCCGGCUGUCACCACCAUGUUUGCAGCCAUUACCAGGAAGUACCAGCUGGUGUUCUGUUACACCAUCAUAGAGCGGAACAACCGCCACCUGCUGCCGGUGGUGCACAGCUCUGUAGGAGGAGACAGCGUGGGCACCAACACCAACCCCCUGGAUUGCUUCUUUCCAUACGACCCCUAUCUGCUUAAAAGGUCGGGUCACCUGAUUGAACCCCUCUACCAGGUGUGGGUGGAGUCAGCAGACUCUGAGCUGGCGACGACCAAAACAGACCAGCAGGGUUCCAAAGAGGACGAGUAUGACUUCCUGCAUGGGGAAACCCCCCAGGGUGACGGCAUUGUGGGAAUGACACCCAGUUCAUUGGACUCAAACCCCAGCAACCCCUGCAGUGUUGGUUCACCACCCAUCUCUUUCCAAAGACAUUGUUAGUGCAGCAUGGUGUACUGUACGUACAGUACUCAUCACUGGCUGAUUGGAACAUUGAUACGUUUCGUAUAUUUGCAUAUACGUCACAGUGUGGGCCACGCAUCCCAUUUUUAAACGCACGCAAAAAAAAAAUAAAAAGAUCAGUUCCAGUUUGUUCCUAAAAAAUAAGAAACCUACAUGAAUACAUUUGUGUCACCGUCAGACCCAAAUAUUCCCACUAGUUGUUUGAAGUUGUCAGUCAUACACAGACAUUAAUGUGUAUUCUUAGGGUUGCCUCAUGUUUUGGCCUUUUUCUGGUAUGCAGCUGCUGUUUAUGAAAAAGAUUCAAAUGUUGGCUCUUGGUUAGUAAAGACUUUACACUA
Molecule: messenger RNA, 2434 nt
Organism: Doryrhamphus excisus (bluestripe pipefish)
Lineage: Eukaryota; Metazoa; Chordata; Actinopteri; Syngnathiformes; Syngnathidae
Gene: rrn3
Product: RRN3 homolog, RNA polymerase I transcription factor
Biological process (GO): transcription initiation at RNA polymerase I promoter
Cellular component (GO): nucleus
Molecular function (GO): RNA polymerase I core binding; RNA polymerase I general transcription initiation factor activity
Source: RefSeq, a predicted model, not a curated record